AGGUCUUACCACCAGUGGAAGUCAAUCAUGAACAUUUGUUAUGUAUGUAUUUCAUUAGAAAAAUUGGUAUCCGCCAACGGGAUUCCAACACCAAUGCAUCGCAAAGUACGAAUGCACUGAACAUCUUAUCCUUUUGGCCACGAUGACUUAAAACUUCGACUUCAGUUUGGACCCUAUUCAUCUAUGCAGAAGAAGGCUUAUGUCCAGGAGAUAACUCACAUGGUUCAUAAGUUCCAUAAACUGGGUUAGAUUCUCAGUUAGACUACUAAAAAUCAUGAUAGUGUGGUAACAGACUUUCAACCUCAAAUCAAAACAUAUGAUAUAAUCUAGGUUCGAGCCCUAGAUGAAAUAUUUACAUGAGAUCUUGACGACUGUCUAUAGACAGGUGGAAAUUAUCGAAAUUAACAGUUAGGUGGUCUAAGGAAAAUGCUUUAUAAAUAAUAUAAAUAAAAUAAUAAUUGUAAAUUUUUUGGUAAUCUAACUGCCUUGGUUUGAGUCUCAAUUCGUUUUAUUGUUAUUUGAAACAAUAGACUUUGAUUAUGAUUGGUUUUUCAUCAAUAGUAUUAAUGAAUCCACUUUUAUUGCUUACGAAAAAUAGACAAGCCUAACUUGUGGUUACCACAUCCCAUUGACUUUGAAACUUGAAUGUCAAAACACACUUCUAUGUUUGAGACUAAUUCUCGUUAUUAUAAUUAGAAAGCUUGCUAUCAAACGUGCUAUAGAAGUAGCUUCAGGUAGUUUUUGUAAAAUUAUGUUUGAAUUGAUACUUAAUGAAGAGACAAUAUGGCCCCUGCCUAUGCAAUGCUAAGUCAGAUUCCCAUAAUCAAAACGGAAAAAUAUUUUGAUUGCUAUAUAUUUCUGGAAGUAGAGUUAAUAGCGCUGAUAUUUAGUGGUUACCGGUAUUAGUAGUUCAUAAACUAUGCAGAGUGAAUGCUGCCACCCAGCCCUAAGACUCUGAGUCGAAGUUUCAAUAUUGUUUGACAACUCUCUAACUUAUUGUGGCAUAAUUGGGCUUAUUGAUACUUACUCCUGCAGUCUCAUAAUAUUCUCCACCAGCAGGUAAGUUCGAAAGAAUUAUAGAAAUAUUGUAAUCUUUUCUUGAAAAGACAGUAAAUGUCCUACGCUAAAUAAACUUAUUAUCAAGACAUUGAAAAUUUUUCAGUUUGGUAUCUCCCAAAAAGAUAUUCGUGGAAAGCAUUUUAAAAGGUUAAUUUGGAAACUAAUUAAAAUCUAACUUAACGAAAUUAUUGUGAUAUAUAAAUAUAAUGUCGAAUAUAAUUAAAUUUUAUUCCUCAAAGUACACACAUUGUCUCAAGUUUUGGUGUCCUUUUCAUUUAUAUAUUUGAAACUUUUGAGUUUUAAAACAACCAUGGUGCCAUUUUUUUUAAACAUUUAACUUAAUGAAAAACAAAAGUAUUAGGUAUUAUUUUUAGUUUUUUUUUGUUGUUGUAAAAGACAUAAAAUUUGUAUCUGUUUUUUUUAUGAAUAAAGAAAACAAAACCUUUGUUUAUUUAUUACCCUAAUAAAGAAAUUCGGAACGCUUCGUCUAUUUAUUUACCUUUUUUCCCCGAUUACCCUCAAUCCUACCCAGCAAUCAAUUAUAUGACUGCAUUUUUGUCGCGAUUUGCAUAUGCUCUCUUAAGCCUUAAAAAAUAACAAUAUUUAUUCAUUAGGCCGUUAAGAAAGCAUUUGCGUCAUAAAUAAAAUUAGUUUAAAAACAAUACAGAAACCUGUGUUUUAUUCCCAAGGGCAAAGGUAUUAAUGAUCUGGUUAUACCCAACAGUUCCCGCGCAAUUUAUCCCAGGAAGAACGGGCGCCGGACUCCUGAUAUUAAACGGUUUCACUUUCUACAUGAAGAAUCACCAGGCGUACGGGAAGAAGCAGUGGUAUUGUUCGUCUAGGGACGUCCACGGGUGCCGCGCUGACGUCAUCACUUGCAAAGAUAUAUACUAUUUGCCGUCGCACCGGACCGGUAGCAUGGUGCUGAUUUACAAAGAGAACAAGUACUGGAUAAACAAUCGUUAUCAGAACACUAUAAAUUGGACGUGCAGAGAUCGCAAGAGGAUCGGCUGCACGAGCUGCGUGCAGACCACGAUCGAAGGACGUUACAUCAAGCACAAGGGGUUCCACAAUCACGACGACAAUUACACCAAAUACAAUUUCGAUAAAUGAUUGACGUAUUGAAAUUAAAAUUGCUCACGAUCAAUGUAUGUAUGUGUGUUUGCUAGUAACGUGGGUCGAUACAGCGGUUUUCAAAUGAAAUUGGACGAAUCAUGACCGAAAAAUAUUCAACACCCUGAGGGAUUCCGUAUAGAUUCCCUUCUUUAUUUCGCGUGAAAAUCGCGUUUUUGGAUCACUCCUAAUUAACACCACAAUAGAACCAAUAGGAGUUUUAUUGUUGCAGCGGCUUACACAGUUUUAAGUUAUACCAUAUAAUUCUUUUCGUCUUAUGUAUUUUUGGCGGUAAAAAAAAUCUCGUGUCACAGACUAUCUUCUUUUUUCCACCUCUCGUGCAUUCCGGCUUACGCAUCAUAGAAAAGGUUUAAACGCCACAACCCUUAAAAAUAUUGUUUAAAAUUUAUGGCAAUCAUUGACACUUCACUUUUAGUUUAUUUUUUCGUAUUAAAUCUAUAAAUUUCAUCGGUGUUAUAUCAAUUACGAAAACUCGCUUGUACUGCACGCGUCACUAUCCCAUUGAGUUUCUCGCCUGAUCUUCUCAGUGGGUCGCGUUUCCGACCCGGUGGUAGAUUCUGCGAACCACGGCUCUUGCUUGGGUUCGUGUUAGCAACAUUGUCAGGUUUGAGCCCCGUGAGCUCACCUACUAACUCGGCGAAGCUGACAUGGUCUCUCUCUCAUCAGCUUAGGUAUAAAAAAGCGGUAGGUAAUCAAGUUACUUAUGGGCUGUGUGCUACCUAAAAAUAACGCGCAAUUUAAAGGAUACAACAGCCGGUGAUGUAAACUUAAUAAGGAUGUCAAGAUGCCCAAAUUGGAAGUUAGUGCUUCUAAAAAAACCUGUGUGAUAUGUUUUUUUUUUAUAUGUUUCGUUGGAAUCGUAUCGGCUGCCUGUAAAAAAAGUGUUUUAAGUUUAAAAAAUGUUAAUAGCUAGUAAAUAUCAUUGGUCAACGUUUUAAAAUUAUCUGUUGAUAAGGCUCUUCGAAUAGAUCAUACUACCAAAUUAGGGUUCUGUAUAAGGAAUUUCGUGUUAGGAAAACGGAAUGCGCGCUUAAAUAAAGAAAUCGGCUUGGGCCUAUGUUCGUAAAUUUUACAAACGAGAGCGCAAAUAAAAUCUAAAUUUAUAUUUCUGGCAUGGAAACCUGGUUAGGACGAAACAGUUUAAGCAGAUAGACGAAGACCAGGUCAGUAUGUAACACGUAUGUUUGGAGCUCAAAGUAUUUUGGCCAAAUUGUUUUAACGAUUGAAAGAUCUACUGUCUGUCAAAACUUUCGCCGCUAUCAUUAGAGACGCUAUUUAAGGGUUUCUAAAACACGAUGUUCUUUAGUACUGAUUUUUUUUUUAUUGCCCUUGUAGGCAGACGAGCAUACGGCCCACCUGAUGGUGAGCGGUCACCGUCGCCCAUGGACUUCAGCAAUGCCAGGAGCAGAGCCAAGCCGCUGCCUACCGAAUUCAGCAGAAAGGCGAGCCGUACAUUACUUACGGGAGAAACAGUGUGGCAAUCGUGUCAAUGAAUAUGUAUAAUGACUUGUGAAUAGUCUCACGCAGAUAAACCGCUUAGCUUAACGACCUUGAAAGCUCUAACACAAUUAACAAUAAAAAAGAAUCAUCUACCCAUGAAAGCAGGUGAACUUAAAAUCGACUUGGAUUUCGUGCAGGGUCAUUAUUUCUGCAUAUUAUAAACAAUUUGCAGAGAUUAGUUGAUGAUUUUUGCGGCUACCCGCUAGUGUGGUUAUUAUUAGUGAUGAAAUAAUUUUUUCUUAGCUUUACGGCUACGGACAACAUAAUAUCUUACGAUUGUUUUUUAAAAUAAAUAUCGGCAAAUAUUAUGGAUAGUAGAUAUUAUUUAUUACAUUAAAUAAAAUGUUUCUUUUGUUAUAUCAAUUAAUACUAAGGACUUUUAAAAUUUAAUUCAGAAAUCGUAAAAUUUCGAUCAUCAAUCUGUUCCUUUUUUUUAGUCAUAAAAAUCGCAAUUAUAAUCGACGAUAACGGAUCAAUCUUAACUAGAUAUUAUUUCAAAUACCCCACUUUCCUGUUUGCUCUUUUGACCAUCUCUUUGAAUGGGUUUAAGUCGACAUAAUAACAGUUUAUUUAUUUUGUAAGUGUGUGGAUGUAGUAAGAAAUGCAGUAGCUAUUACAUUAUAAAAGAACUGCUUGCAGUUGGAAUACCCUUAGGGAUAUUGUUAAUAGUAAGCGAGACUUGAAUUUCGAAUCUAUUCCAGUUUAAUAAAGUAAUUAAUACCGAAUCAACGGCAUUAUUAAGUCAAUAAUAUGUACUGUAAUUUUCAUUAUACAAUCAAAUAUGUAAUUGAUACGUUUAGUAAGUAUUCUUAUAAUGAUACUGUUGAUAAACGAACUGCAAUUGAAAUUUCGUGAUCUCCUCAAUAUUCCAGUUUAGAUUUUUAGUGGUUUUAUAUGUUUUGUAAUUAGUAGUAAUAAGGUAGGAGUAGUAUAGUAGAAAUGCUGAGGUAUUUAAAUCCUAUAAUCCCCGUACUAGUUAUAUUAAAAAAUUAAAUAUAGUUUGUCUGAUCGAGUGAAUUGUAAAUUGUCUGCCUGAGGGCUGUUCCCGAUAAUAAAGACCAGCAAUCGAAAGUUUAUUAAACCAGUCUUUGUAUUGUACGCAAUGUAACAUGCGCAAAAAUGAACCGGCACUGAGGGCGUCCAACACGUGCCUUAGACUUACAUUGCUGGUUUGCGGUCAGGCUGCGUGCUAAGUUUACGGAUUACCUUACAUCGCUCAUACCUUGGCUUCGAGUAUCAACUCGUUAUGAGAUGGUAAUAGCGUUCCUUGAACGGUGUGAUUUUUUAAUUUAAGCGCCAUCUAGAAUCGAGCGACGAAACUUCGAAGUAGCUCGUUAAUAAUGCAUUCGAGCGAUAGAUGGCGUUGAUUAUGCUAAAUUAUGUGUAUGUACCUAAGGUUGUCUGGAUCCUUCAUUAACUAUUAAGGUAUAAUUAUACAUAUAAAUUAAAACAUUUGAAUUUCGUUUGUUUUGUAGUGCUGAAUAAUUGGACUUUCCAGAAUUUUCGAAUUUCCUAGUCAGUGCAUUGUUUUUAUAGAAAAGUAUGUGCCAAACUCUUCAAUUUAUAAUUUUAUUAUAGUGUAAUAAAAUCGGAUACGUAAAAUUCU
Bombyx mandarina (wild silkworm) is the source of this 5299-nucleotide messenger RNA. RefSeq lists its product as uncharacterized. Lineage: Eukaryota; Metazoa; Arthropoda; Insecta; Lepidoptera; Bombycidae. The record is from RefSeq and is a predicted model, not a curated record.